Penicillium canariense is the source of this 2079-nucleotide messenger RNA. RefSeq lists its product as uncharacterized. Lineage: Eukaryota; Fungi; Ascomycota; Eurotiomycetes; Eurotiales; Aspergillaceae. Bases 1 to 2079 code for a protein of 692 amino acids. The record is from RefSeq and is a predicted model, not a curated record. The transcript has a single exon.
AUGUCACCGCCAAGUUCCACAGCUGGAACUCAAGGAAGUGGCUCGAAGAAUAGCCAUGCUCGACAAGCUUCCAGCUCCAGCAACUCGAGUAUACGAAUUGCGCGGCCCGAUCUCAAGCCAUCGAGCCAAACACCCAGCGACAGGCCUGCGAGUGUCAACACUGUGGAAUCAUCCAAUCCGUCCGUCAAGAGUGACUCGAAGUCUGAUCGAGCUGCGGAGCAGUCUGCUCAGCCUUCGGAUAAAUCUACUUCUAGCUCAGCUGGGACCCCUCCUUCACAGCCUUCCUUGAAGCUCUUCCCUGACGUCGCACCACCACGUAUGUCCAGCAAAAAUGCAUGGAGAAUUUCGUCAGUACCUCAAUACCAACGACCCCCUAACCCGCCCUCGAUGACGGAGUCGGGUUGUCAAAUUGAGACUUUGGGGAACAAGCCGACAUCUGAAAAGCAGAAACCCUCUGAAGCCCCUUCGAGGAUAUCCAAAGACGAAGAAGAGCCAAGUUGUUCUGGAGCCAUCGCCGUCACGUCUGCAGUCUUCAUGGAGUCUGCUACUGCUGAAAUUGCCAAAUCUCAGGCCGGCACAAAAACUACAGCUAGGGCUCGACCGCCAUCAUUAGCCAUGGGAACGCUAAAGGCAUUCCCUCUCCCCGCACCCAUGAAACCUUUGCCAUCGAUCCCUCAGCCUGGGCGUUCACCCCCGGCUGUCCCAGAUGCCAAGGUGAAUCCCACCGUUCGCUCGGUCCGUUCCACCCUCAGUGUGCCAGAUAGGCAGCCCUCCCACCCUUCGCCUAUUGCGGAGGAUCCUCGUGAGCCGGAUGCUUGCGAGUCAGAGCAUAGUGGGGGUACCCGUCCUGCAACCGCGCUUGGGUACGUAGGAGAGGCAGAGUCCGAAGCCGACCAUGACAGCGCCAAAUCCAUCCACACCCCAAAACGCCCGGAGUCAACCUCGCCAGAACAAAGCACCCCGCGUCGACGUGCUUCUAGCAUUCGUAUCCCAUACAUGCAGAAUCUGCCUGAAAGCCCACCUGGGUGCGACGAAAAUGAGGGCAUACCUUUGGCCGAUUCUCCUAUUCUAGGACAAAUCACUCCGACCAAAUCCCCUGGGAAGCAUGCUGCACGGAAAGCACUCCAGAUCAACCCUCAUGUUGACCGCAAGAAUCUUCCCUUCGGCCUACCUUCGCCUCCACCUACUGCGGCCCUUCCGUCAAAUCCUCCAGCACAGCCACUGCCUGAGCGUUCUCAUGGUAGUCGCAACUAUUCUGCUCCCGUCCCCACCAGUGUCCAUUCUGCCAAAGGAAUGGACACUACAUUGGCUCCGGGGCAUCACAGAGGCUCUAUGAUUUCCCGCAGCGACAGCUCUCGCAGCAGCCUGCUCCAUGAGAGCAUUCCUGAAUCCUAUGAACCGAGCCGCUAUGAGUCCCCGCUUCCAUCUUCGGAUGACGAAGGCUUUGGUCCUAAUUCAGACACAUCACGCUCUCACCGAACAGUCGAGAAGUACCCAAAGCGUGCCCACCCUCUUCGUCGUGGCUAUGAGACCGUUGGUGCACGUCCCAGCCACGACCGCCUCCGCUACCCUCACCCCGUCCGAUCUCAAACACCGCAAGGCCGCACCCGCCGCGUUCUAGAGGAGAGCGCAAUGUCUCCCCAGUCAACCUACUCAGAGUCCACUUACCGCUCCCGCGACUCCCAUAGCAGCCGCAUCCAACCAGGCACUAGCCACAUGGCCCACUACCUGGAAGACCGCAUAGCCAACCUAGAGCGCCAGAACCAAAUUCUUCAAGCUGCUCUCCUCGCGGCUCUCAAUGCCGGUGUCAAGAAUCCCCUCGACAGCUUGGGCGAGUCUGUUCUCCCACCUGGUUUCUCUCCCGCAGGCCCAUAUCAGAGCCGGUUCACAUCGCGCCCGGGGAGCUGGGUUAGCUCUUCGCGCAGUAGUGAACAAAGCGGCUCUGAGACGCAGGGAUCGUACCGGGAUGGUCGGCCAAGCGUACGGCAGUUGGAUGACAUGAUUGAGGAUAUUGAGGGCGGUGAUUGGAUGUCGGACAAGUCUAGUAGGAGUGGUGCACGAAUGGCGAGGAAUCGCUGA